Amoebophrya sp. A120 is the source of this 650-nucleotide messenger RNA. Lineage: Eukaryota; Dinophyceae; Syndiniales; Amoebophryaceae. The record is from the annotation of a GenBank genome assembly.
AGCUAGACAAGAGCUGCAAAAUCGAUAAAUUUAUAUAUUUUUUCUGUGCCUACAACUCCUCGUCCUGGUUCCGUGUAUUUGUUACUAGAAGCGCAAAUAAUUUAUUCGAACCGCUCUCUUUUCUCCUAAGUGCAACUUUUAUCAGGAUGGCGUCUCGAAACCGAAAUUGGAUGGCGCUGGGUCGACUUCCGACAUUUCUGGGUUUCUGUUGCUUCAUUUUCCUGAACGUUCCUCCCUGCGCUCGAAGUUUGGAGGUGGAACAUAGUACACGACGACACAGUGAAAAUAACCUGGAGCACGACAAGGACAAGAGGCAGCAGCAGGCCUCCACAGCCGUCGAAGAACAUGAGGGGGAACAAAUGAAGAACCAAACUCGCGAAAAAGAACUGGUGCAGACCACAACAAGUGCGGCUUGGCCGCGAUGGCAGCGGAUGAAGGACCAAUUUUGGAAUGCGACAAGCCGGAUGAAGAACUUUUUUGGAAACGCGUUUGCCCGGGCGAAAGACCGCGUGACGGGGGCGGUGACCGAUACCAAAAAGUCGGUCGGCAGUGCCGUGAGCACGGCCACCGACACCGUGACCAGCGCCACCCAUGCCGCCACACAAGCCGCCCAAUCCGCGACACACGCUGUUAGCGACGCGAUAAACAAG